UGCAUAUCAUUUUCAUGCAAGGCCAAGAGAAAGCUACCUAUCACCCUUGGACUAGAUGUCAAUUUUGCAGCCUGACAUUUCUCUGGUAUUAUUGUUAUCAUUAUUUUUUUGAUUGUUCAUGCCCAGCAGCCCAAGUAUGAGUAGACAGGCAUUACAAGGUAGAUAAACUAAUUUUCUAAUACUGGGUCAAAUAGAGAGUACAAUUUUCCCAUUUCAGCAGAAAAUUUGAAAUUAAGUCUGAAUAUGACUAGUGAAGCACUAAAAAAGAUCACAAGACGAGAGCCUGUAGCUACCAGCCAGCUGGUGGAGCUGCUAGCCUCAAACAACCCUGAGGUGAAGAUCCUUACAGCUGACUAUGUGGCACAUAUGCAUUCAACCAGUGGCUGGGAGGACCUGGGUUUGCUGGUCACAAACCUGUUAUCUCGAGACUGUCACGACGCUAACCCUGCAGUUGCGGGCAGCGCCGUGAGUGCUCUUGCCGUGCUGCAAACAGCGCAGGAGGAGGCCCUGGCUGCCAUACUCCAUUGUCUCGACAGCCCUCACGCCAAGGUACGGCAGUGUGCAGCGGCUGCAAGUUUGUCGUAUUCCAAGACUCACCCUGACGUCGUGGUGAGCUGUGGUCUGUCCGACCGUCUUUACUCAAGCCUGCGAGACCGAGACCCUGUAGUGGUCGCCCGUUGUCUGGUGGCCUUGGACCACAUACUAGCGUCUGAGGGCGGCGUGGUCAUCAACAAGUCCAUCGCUCACUACCUUCUCUUCAAAAGAUUAAAUGAUUUUUCUGACGCAACUCUUGAAACAGUGCUUAAAUUUCUAAGGAAGUACAACCCGAAAGAUGAUAAGGAACGUUUUGAGAUGCUAAAUCCUUUAGAUACUUGCUUUCAGUCUGACUACCCUCCUGUAUUGGUAGCAGCUUCUAACCUUUUCUUUCAAUGGACUUCUCCAUACCCUCAUCUCAGAGCCGAGCUAGUCAAGGUGAUCCAACCUGCUUUUUGUAAGAUUUUCCUCAAAUUAACAAGUGCUGAGACAAAUAUAAUGCUCACUAAUUUCUUUAAAUCUUUAGGGAGUUGCACUAGAGAAAUUUUUAACAAACACUACAAAGACUUUUUCAUCAAACCUAGUGACCCUAAUCACUUGAAGAAGAGCAAGUUUGAAAUCAUGUGUCUUAUCGCGUUGCCUAUCAAUGCAUCUGAAUUCAUAGAAAAUGUUUACCCCUACUGCUCUGACUUCAAUUGCUAUGCUGAUGCCAUAAGUUGCCUCGGGGGCCUCGGCCAAUUAUGCACUAGGUCUCGAGAAAAUGUGUUAGGUUUGUUAUCGGAUCUAUUGGUAAGCUCAAGUGUUGACAUUGUUGCGUCUUCUCUAGACUGUCUAUUGCGAGUAGUUUCCUGUAACAUGCUAUUUCCUGAGAGCCUUAAAAACAGAAGCACAUCGAGUGUGCUCAGUCAGCUUGCCAAUCCAGACGAGCCUGAACCUCUGGCAAACCAAACUUUUGAAAAUGUAUGGCCAAGAGAUCUAAGCUUAUCUAUAACUUUGAAAAACGCAAUAUCUCAAGCUCUUUCGCGUCCAGCAAUACUUGAAUGCCACCCCUGUUUAGUUUUAUACGUUGUAUCGACUUUAGCAACAGUUUUCGAAGACUGUUCAAUAACAUGUCUGGAGGCGUUGCAGGCGGAGCAGCAUCGACUACCUCCCACCGCGCAGUGCUUGCUACUGACGACCGUGGCGCGGGUGUUCCUGUGUAGACCUGCUCAGUGCUACCAUAUGCUCGUGCGGGUGCUGAGGUCUGGUGUGGUGAGCUCCUCUGAAGAGGUUCGGGAUAAAGCUUUUCUGCUGUACGCCAUGUUGAAACUGGGGCCCAAUGCUGCUAAUCAAUUAUUAUGUGGCACUGCACAGGAGACAUAAAAUUACAGUGCUCGAUGCUGUUAUUGGUUGUAAGGUCUCUCUAUUCAUUUUAAUUUAUAUUUCAGCUUUUAUUAUUAUCUGGAAUAUUAA
Molecule: messenger RNA, 1986 nt
Organism: Hyalella azteca
Lineage: Eukaryota; Metazoa; Arthropoda; Malacostraca; Amphipoda; Hyalellidae
Product: AP-4 complex subunit beta-1
Exons: 4
Coding region: 244-1896 (550 amino acids)
Biological process (GO): vesicle-mediated transport; intracellular protein transport
Cellular component (GO): membrane coat
Source: RefSeq, a predicted model, not a curated record